This is a messenger RNA of Selaginella moellendorffii, 748 nucleotides long. Its product is annotated as BTB/POZ domain-containing protein At3g56230-like. The transcript has a single exon. Bases 270 to 653 code for a protein of 127 amino acids. Gene Ontology annotation, molecular function: protein binding. The record is from RefSeq and is a predicted model, not a curated record. Lineage: Eukaryota; Viridiplantae; Streptophyta; Lycopodiopsida; Selaginellales; Selaginellaceae.
AUAAAAUUCUGCCUGACACUUUUCAAAGUUAUUAUUGUCAAAAGUGAAGGUAAUUAGUCGAAUAAAAUCUUUACAUUUUCAUCAGUAGUUGCUUUGUUAAGACAACCAGUUUAAUUAUGGUCACUCCAUCGAGCACACGGCAUUGUCCUGUAGAAACUUGUAGAACUUGCUCCCUCUCAAACUUCGUCGUGAUCUAGGCCACAAAACCAUCGUUUUCCAAGGUCUUGUUCGAAGUUGACGCUUGCAAAUCCGAGCACAGUGGAGCCGUGAUGAUCCCGGAGCUCCUCAACCACAGCCAACUCGAGAACUUCAACGAGUUUCUCUACAGCGCUCGAAUCAGCGACGACAAAAACUCGGCGUCUCUUCUCGUCGCGGCAGACAAGUAUGACAUCCCAGCUCUGACCAGAACUUGCAAGGAGUAUCUUACGAGCAGUGUAACUUCUUCCAAUGCGCUGGAGAUGCUCGAACUCGAAAGUUCUGCCGAGGCUCUCAAAGAAUCGGCGGUGAAGACAGUGAUCGACGGUUACCAAACGAUACUUUUCUCCAAAGAGUACGAAGAGUUUGCGUUGAGAUCUUCCAUGGUGGCUCUGGAGAUCUCCAGAGCUGUUAUAAGCCACCUUUCAAGUUUGAGAAAAGAAAUAGACAAGCUAUGAAGUUUGGCAAAGUUCCAAAUUGUUCUAUUGUCCAAAAGCUCUCCUUUUAUUGCCAAAAGAAAGAGUACCUUCUUCCAAAUUUUCCAGCCAAAUUC